AUGCCACUGCUGAUGACAUGGGUGAACACCCACCUUGGAUUCACACUCAAUAAUAUUGAAGCCUUUAUGCCCGUAGCCUUCAUCAUCAAAGAAGCCAUUCCCGAGAAACCCAUCGCGGAAACUUGGGUGACCGUGGUGACGGGAGCAGGAGGCGAUCUCAAGGAUGCUGGCGGCGUCUUUCCUGAUGUUGCCAUUUGGGACGACAAUGGCAACAGAAUAGGACGAUACCGCACCAAGCUAGGCGACAAGAGAGCCCAGAGCAGCGCGCGAGCCGUCAAGAUACCGAAUAAUGAGAACAACGGGCAGAUAUCCGAUCCCCAAUAUGUCAUGUUGAGUCACGAUACCGACGCAACAUGCAUUGCGAUGGUCCAAGUUUCCAACGGCCGACUCAUCUUGAAGUACAACAAGGACACCGUCAAUCCGAAACUAGAAGGCACAGAUGAAAAUUCUACCGAAGCCCUGGAUCGCUUCAAGUACCAUAAGGACGUAUACAAACAGCAGGGUGAAUCGGAAAGGGAGUAUCGAACGAAGAGAACUCGUUCUACACGCUUGAGCAAGAGACAAGGCUCGGACAUGGAUCCUGACAACCAGGUCUUGACUGGAAUACCAGGUCAGACGGCCCGGGAGGUCUGCGAACACCCCAACUCAGUCGGGUAUGACAUUGUCUCGUUCGUCGACAGGGAAAACUGCGAUCUCACAGAAAGGAAUUUCCACGAUCUUUGUGCCGGUAGCAUCACGACUAAUUGUUUCGACGUCAACAAUACGACUGUCAUUGGAGCUCAGGGUCUCACAGGGAGGAGCAGAAACACCUCCAAAAGGCAAAUCGCAAAGCUUUACAAAACACGAGCUCACUGGAAAUGA
Molecule: messenger RNA, 861 nt
Organism: Colletotrichum tamarilloi
Lineage: Eukaryota; Fungi; Ascomycota; Sordariomycetes; Glomerellales; Glomerellaceae
Exons: 2
Coding region: 1-861 (286 amino acids)
Source: RefSeq, a predicted model, not a curated record